Molecule: messenger RNA, 1333 nt
Organism: Tarenaya hassleriana
Lineage: Eukaryota; Viridiplantae; Streptophyta; Magnoliopsida; Brassicales; Cleomaceae
Exons: 4
Coding region: 66-755 (229 amino acids)
Source: RefSeq, a predicted model, not a curated record
UAACGGUCCAAAGAAUCACGUUAUCACAAUUGCGGUGGACAUUCUGUUUGCUGUCUCCGGCUUCGAUGGCGGCGGCGAUAUCGGCUUCGAUGGCGGCGGCGGUGAGGCCGUCGUCUGUGGCGUUUCUCGCGAGACGGAGACCGAAGUGGGUAUUCUCUUCUGUCGCGAAUUGUUCGUCUUCCUCUUCGUCUUCCACUCCGAAGACGAGGAAGCUUGUUCUGUAUUCGAAACCAGGUUGUUGUCUCUGCGACGGUCUGAAAGAGAAGCUUCAGGCCGCGUUCCUGCUCUCCGGUCCCGAUUCUCUCCAUGACGUCGUCCUGCAGGUGAGGGAUAUCACGACCAAUCCCGACUGGGAGAAGGCUUACCAAUAUGAAAUACCGGUUCUUGCAAAAGAAAACUCUGAUGGCACCGAGGAAAUUUUGCCGAGAUUGUCACCUCGUCUCAGAGUGGAGCUCAUUCAGAAGAAUUCUUUUGUCCUUUUGCCUUUAUUCUCUUUGAUCAAAGUCUCGCCAUUUUUAACUCCGAGAAGGCGAAGAACCUCAUCUUUUGACUGUUCCAUCAACUUGGAUGGCUCCAAGAGGUACAUGCUCUGUUUUAUGCAUGGGGCACUUUAUAUCUCUCUCUUUUAUGAUUUUGAUAUAUCACUAACUAACUUUUUGUUUUUGAUUGAUUUCCGAAUCUGUGGUGCAAGUCAGGCACGUACAUUGUCUCUUUUCAUUGAAAAUUAUUUCGCCUUUUUCCGCAUCCUUUAUUAGCUAAAAGAAAAGGUUCGUAGAAUUUCUUUAGAAUCAUCAAAGCUAUUGUUCUUGCAAUUGUUUGCAGAUGACGCUGCUGCUGCUGCUUUUGCCCGGAUGGAAGUGAUCGAUUUGGCAACACGAUUCUAUCAUCAUUUCUACUUCUCGAUUGCCAUUACGGAACUGCCUCUUCUUGAAUGGUGGAAACAACUCUUGCUUGGAUCCGACCAGAAGUGUUUCAACUAAUCAAGUUUUGUUUUCCAUCAUUUGUCCAGCUGCAGGGUGACGUGUAGGUUAAGUUUCGAGUUAAGAGGCAGUGUUCUCCGUCUGGUUCAUCUAACCAUCCCUUUUUUCUUCUGUUGGUUUUUCCACAUUUAAGGAAACGUCGUGAUUCGAUCGAUGGGUACAAACCCUAGCCGAAGACAGCUAGCCCUAUUCUCGGACAGCCAGCCACCCAUCAAAACCCUAGGGCUCCCGGCCCUGUUAUUUCCUAAGAUUUCACGCUGACAAUAGAUAAAUGCCGAACUCCCGAGUCCAAAACAAAGGUUUAUAUGAUCAGAAUUCAUUACAUGUGAUAUUAGAUUUUAUGUUGGUUGUCA